AUGCCCGAAAACCACCCCGAAAAUGCCCACUAUCCCUACGACACUAACCGCGUUCGCGAACUACUGAAGAGCCAUCGCAAAACACGCGGCUUCCGCUCUUGUUUCCCGUGUCGCCAUCGCAAGGUCCGUUGUGAUGGACUCGUGCCUUGUUCGAGCUGCGUGAAGCGCGGACAUCGGGAAUUGUGCCGUUUGCCGACGGAGGAGAGAGGGUGGGUUGUUGGACUGGUUGGGACGGGCACGGCCUCGAGUGAGGGGUCGGGCUCGGGGACUGGUAGUUGGGGUGGUGGGUUGGAUUUGGAUGUGAUGUAUGAUCUGGUGUUUCCUGGCUCUAAUAUCUCACCUUGGGUUACUGUUUAUCUAGUAUCUGCCCAGGCUUGGGUAUCCCUCAACAGACCCAAGCCUAGUCAUCUCUUGACUCGAGAAAAUCGAAGAACAGAUAUCCGCCUUGAAGGCGGAUCUUCGCGCCUCAUCGGCAUCCGCGCCGCCAUUGCAGAGUCCCUCGGGUCACGAGCCACCAAGAACCGUAAACCAACCCGGUCUCUUGCACUCCCGACCACCCAGUAA
Molecule: messenger RNA, 564 nt
Organism: Aspergillus affinis
Lineage: Eukaryota; Fungi; Ascomycota; Eurotiomycetes; Eurotiales; Aspergillaceae
Product: Zn(II)2Cys6 transcription factor domain-containing protein
Exons: 2
Coding region: 1-564 (187 amino acids)
Biological process (GO): regulation of DNA-templated transcription
Molecular function (GO): zinc ion binding; DNA-binding transcription factor activity, RNA polymerase II-specific; carboxy-lyase activity
Source: RefSeq, a predicted model, not a curated record